Messenger RNA from Drosophila serrata, 1059 nucleotides. Its product is annotated as putative palmitoyltransferase ZDHHC24. Lineage: Eukaryota; Metazoa; Arthropoda; Insecta; Diptera; Drosophilidae. The record is from RefSeq and is a predicted model, not a curated record. Gene Ontology annotation, molecular function: palmitoyltransferase activity.
UUGGGCAUUUAAAGUCACUCUGAAAAAAAAUUACUUGUUUUCUUUAAACACACAUAUGUAAAUGAUUGGAUUCCGAAGACUAUUUGUAAUUGUGGUCUGCUGGACUCGCAGGAUGAUGGUUCAGUGCGAGGACUCGGUAAUUCGCUGUUCGCGACGACAUCGCCUGAAAAUCGUGAACGUACUUCAUCCAUUUUCCGCUGUUGUCCUGCUCAGUGUCAUUGGAUUCCUGUUUGUCUACGAUGUGGUGUAUGUGGUGCCGCAUAUACUCGAUACUAGCGGCUGCUGGUACUGGCUCACCUGCCUGUUGGGUGGCUUCAUCAUCUUCAAUAUCCUUGGGAAUUGGUGGUUGAGUUUUAAAACCAAUACAACCGUGGAUAGCUUGCCGGUGGAACGACAGACACCUGCCGAAGGUGAGGCUCAUUUGUGGCAUUUUUGCAUUGCCUGUGACAGAUUGGUGCCACCGAGGUCCUGGCAUUGUCGACUCUGCCAGGGUUGCAUGUUGAAGCGGGAUCACCAUUGCACCAUCUCGGGAAGCUGCAUUGGUCACAAGAAUCAGCGCUAUUUCAUCUGCUUUCUUUUCCACUUGUGCUUCGGUUGCGGUUUGGCUCUGGUCUUCAAUGGCAUUUAUGCUUGGCAAACAGAGUCCUUGAUGACAGCCGAUCCCAUUUUGCUAUUUAGCAAACUGUCCGCUUAUAGUGAGGAUGUGAAUAUAGACUGGAAGUACACGAUCUCCACCAUUUUCAAGUUGAACAUGUUUCUGUUGGUAAUCGCUCUCUUUAUGUUUGGUUUGCAAAUAUUGAUGGUCCAUCGGAAUAGUACGUGUUAUACGAUCUUUGAUCGGAGCUAUGAUCUUGGAUGGAGGCGGAAUUUCGAAGGUGUCCUGGGCAGGCGACUGCUCUGGACACUCUUGUCGCCCACAAUCAAAAGUCCUUUGCCCAACGAUGGCACCCAGUGGAUCGUUAAGCAGCAGGUCUAGAUUUUUGGUAUAGUAUAACAUUAUGAAGCAGAAUAUGUGUCUUUAUUUUGUUAAAUUUAGAAAUGGUAUAUUAUAAAUAUUAA